AUGGUGGAAGGCAACAAAUCCUGGAAAAAGAAUAUAAAACAUCUAUUUUCUAAUCUACAUUCAGCGUUGAUACAGAAACUACAAAAGUUUGAUUUCGAUGCCGAUUCGUCCAUAAAUAACUCUUCAUCUCCUGGUUCAGCUGCAACCUCAAAAAAGUCUGAGGCGAUUCUCGCACCAUUAAAUGUACCAUUAGCGGUAUCAUCACAAUCUCCAAACUUUGAAGGCAUCACAUUAAUAUGGUUUGAUCCACGUUUAAAUACAACUGAUGAUACCAAGCAAACAGCGAAAGAAUUAAGAGAAAUAAAUAAUUAUGUAAUCUUUCAUUCCGAUCAACUUGAAUGUGUUGACUAUAUAAAAUCAGUUAGAGAUGAAAAAAUAUUUCUUAUUACGUCUGGAAAAGCGGCUUCGAGUAUUUUACCAGAAACCAUUCAAUUAAAACAAAUUGAUUCAAUCUUUAUUUUCUGUUUCAAAAUUGAAAAAUAUCAAGAUUUACUACAAAAAUAUGAAUCUGUAGUUGGUAUUUAUAGCAACCGUUCGACUUUGAUCAAUGCUAUCAAAGAAAAUGUUGAUUUAUUGCAGAAGCAAUUAAAUGCAUUUAGUUUCUAUAAUGAACAUCAAGAAAAAGCAACACGUGAUUUAUCUCAAGAAUCUGCCGAAUUUAUCUGGUUUCAAUUAUUUAAAGAUGUUAUUCUACGAAUGUCAGCAAAUAACAAUGCAAAAGAACAAUUAAUUCAAUUUUGUAGUCAAUAUUAUCGUGGAAAUCAGAAAGAAUAUAAAAAUAUUGAUCAAUUUGAAUCUUCCUAUCGACCAGAUAAAUGUAUUUAUUGGUACACACGAGAAACAUUUUUGUAUAAGCUUGUUAAUAAAGCUCUGCGUACAGAAGAUAUGGCACAGUUAUACAUAUUUCGGUUCUUCAUUGUUGAUUUAUCAUUACAUUUAGCAAAGCUACAUGAAAAAAAUCGAGAAAAAGACAAAGUUGUGAUGCUUUAUCGUGGUUUAAAAUUGGAAAAUGAAGAAUUAAAUAGAUUGAAGCAAAAUGAAGGUAAUUUAAUUUCAACAAACGGAUUUCUUUCAACAAGUCGUUCGAAACAAGUUGCUCUGAAAUUUGCUCUAAAAUCUGCAAAAAGAACUAAUGUAGUUUCCACAUUGUAUGAAAUUGAAUGCAAUUUAAAUGAAUCAAAAUCAAUCGUCUUUGCUGAUAUUACAAAAUAUAGUGAAUUUGCUGCCGAACAGGAAGUUUUAUUCGAUCUUGGUAGCACAUUUAAGAUUCAAUCUAUUAUUGAAGAUAAAGAAUUAAAAUUAUUUGUCGUUAAACUAAAAGCAAGCGAUGAUGGAGAAAAAAUGGCUAAAGAAUAUAUUGAAUCAAAUAGAAAAGUCAAUGAAGAAACGAGUUUAGAUAUUCUAUUUGGUAAAUUACUUUUACAAAUGGGAAAAUAUGAUCAAUCAAUAAACUAUUUCGAAAAUUUAUUAAAUGAAUCCAAUGAAAAAGCAGAUAUAGCACGAAUUUAUAACGAAGUCGGAUGUGCAUAUUUGUGUAAAGGUGAAUUUAAGGAAGCACAUGAAUAUAUUUGUCGCGCAUAUAUAAUGAUGAUUCAAGCAAAACCUUGUCGUGUUAAAGAUUCAGCAAGACCAUUAACAAAUAUGGCUAAUAUUUAUCUUCGAAAAGAAAUGUAUAACGAAUCAUUAGAUUUCUAUUUUCAAGCAUUAGAAAUUCGAGAAAAUUUUUAUGGUAAAGAACAUUUAGAUACUGCUAUAACAUUGAAUAAUAUUGGUAAUGCUUAUUAUAAAAUGCAAGAUUAUUUAACAUCAUUGAUGUAUUACGAAAAAUCAUUUGAUAUUCGUCGAAAACAAUUACCAAAAACUGAUAUGGAUAUAGCAGCAAGUUUAAAUAAUAUAGGACUUGUCUAUUCGAAAAUGAAUAGGGUAUAUGAAGCACUUGAUUGUUAUUUACAAUCAUUGGAAAUUAGAAAACGAAUACUUCCAUCAGAGCAUAAUGAUAUUGUCCAAAGUUUAAUGAAUAUUGCACAUGUGCUUUACGAACAAAAUGCGAUAGAUGACGCAUUGAACUAUUUCUCUAAAGCAUUACAAAUUCAGAAAAUUGAAUUUGAUCUGACAGAUCGUGAUAAACUUGUAGAUCGUCUAGAAAAACAUUUCGGACCUAAACUAAGUCACGAUGCCUCUCAAAAUAUCGUUUAUGCUGAAAGCUGUAGGUAUAUUCCGUCUGACUCUUCUUCGCAAGUCUCUCAUUGGCCUGAGUACGCCAUCUGUAUACGAAAUGCAGAACCUGUCAAUAAUAUUACUUAUCGUGAAUAUCAUGAAGCCCUCAACAUAUGUCCUGCACCGCCAAGACGGCGGAUUCAAGAAUUCGUUUAUUCUCUUUUCGAUGAAUUCAUCAAAGCGCUUCAUGAAAAUAACGAUGAUCAAAAGAUCUUGAAUCUAUGGAAACAAGUACUAAAUAAUUGCAAUGAAACAUUUGAUGAUCACUCUGGAAAUAUUCAAAACUUAAUAUGGCGUCUGGAAAAUGAUAUAAUACAUACUUAUAAUAGUUUCGAUGAAAGUAAAGAGGCUCUUCAUUUUUACGAAAAAGCUCUAUCUAUAUUGGAAAGCUCAACUUCACCAUUAGUUGACAUCGACAAUAUACGAAUCGUAUGCUUGGAUCGUAUUGCAACCAUUCAUCAACGAAAUGAUAAUUUUGAAUCAGCACUCGGAUAUUUAAUUCGUGGCUUAAAUGUUAUGCAACGCAAGGAAAUAAUACCUAGGGCAAUUGCCGAUAAAAUGCGUCAUAUUGGUCUUGUGCAUAUGACUCUUGGGAAUUAUGAUUUGGCGUUAACAUCUUUCAAUAAUGCACUCACUAUACUGCAAUCAGAUUCGAUAGAUCCGAAUGAUCGAGAGAUUAAAUUAACUUUAAGACGAAUCGAUGAAGCUAAAGAAGCACUUGAAUCAACUACAAAUGCCUAA
Messenger RNA from Rotaria sp. Silwood1, 2958 nucleotides. The record is from the annotation of a GenBank genome assembly. NCBI's taxonomy places the organism in Eukaryota, Metazoa, Rotifera, Eurotatoria, Philodinida, Philodinidae.